Molecule: messenger RNA, 1695 nt
Organism: Oryza sativa Japonica Group (Japanese rice)
Lineage: Eukaryota; Viridiplantae; Streptophyta; Magnoliopsida; Poales; Poaceae
Biological process (GO): SNARE complex assembly
Cellular component (GO): endosome; lytic vacuole
Molecular function (GO): SNARE binding
Source: RefSeq, a predicted model, not a curated record
ACCAACCCAAGGAGGAUAUAAAAAACGAAGAAAAAGGAGGAAAAGAAAAAGAAAAAUCAGAAGGCCAGACCACCCCCAAAACCUCCUCGUUGGCCGUCCAGUGCGGCGGAGAGAGAGAGGGAGGGAGGAAGGAGGCCGCCGCGCGAUGGGGGGCGACCUGUACGCGCUCGACUUCGACGGCGUCCUCUGCGACAGCUGCGGCGAGAGCUCCCUCUCCGCCGUCAAGGCUGCGAAGGUGAGGUGGCCAUGGGUGUUUGAGCAGGUCGACGCUGCCAUGGAGGAGUGGAUCGUGGAGCAAAUGUAUACCCUUCGCCCAGUGGUUGAAACAGGAUACGAGAAUCUGUUGCUUGUCAGGUUGCUUAUUGAGAUUCGGAUACCCUCUGCCCGGAGAUCAUCGGUUGCAGAUGGGCUUAGCAUCCAAGAAAUACUGGAGAACUGGUUAAAACUGAAGCCCACAAUUAUGAGUGAAUGGAAUGAAGAUAGGGACUCUCUAGUUGAUCUCUUUGGCAGCAUAAGGGAUGACUGGAUUGAAAAUGACUUGUCUGGUUGGAUAGGUGCUAACAGAUUUUAUCCUGGAACAGCCGAUGCAUUAAAAUUUUCAAGUUCAGAAGUCUACAUAGUCACUACAAAACAGGGCCGAUUUGCUGAAGCACUAUUAAAAGAAUUAGCGGGAAUAGAAUUUCCCUCUGAAAGGAUAUAUGGGCUUGGCACUGGGUUGGUGCAGUAUUUUUUUUAUUUUUUAUUUUCACCUGUUAAUCAUUUUAUUGAAUCCGUGAGUUUAUGCUCCAGUCCAAAGGUAAAAGUUCUCCAGCAACUGCAGCAAAUGCCACAGCAUCAAGGCCUGACACUUCACUCCUGUGCUUGCGCUGGAGAGCUGGCCACUUCCCCAGUCCCCACUGCUGCUGACCUCCGACUGAUCCUGCACAAGCUUCACUCUGUAUGUGAGCUUCUGCGGAUGGCGAUGGAAGGGAACUAUGUGGCGGCAAUGGGGAUGCGAAGGCUGGAGAACUCCAUGACCUUGAUGCCUUGAUGGUAAGCGCACUGCUGGACAGGAUGAAGGCUGUGAGCUUGGAGGCGGAGGAGCUGUUGCUGGUGCCUCUAGUGUUGAUGAGGAGGUUAGGCCAUUGGGUUUCACCAGGUAGGAAUGGACGGGCACAUGAGGCCCUAUGUGGGUCUUGGUGAGCAAUAAUUGAGCUGGCGUCGGCUCAGCUCAGGCUCUGAUGGUGUUGAUCAAGCUCCACUGCAACCACCGGACAGCAAUGGUCCUGCUUCGCUAAUCGUCACCUCUUCUUUCUAGACCGAGCUCCAAGUAACUUUCUUCCCCUUGGCUUGAGCUCCACCUUGGUCAGCCAGGUUGGAAGCAGUCAAGCACAUGGAAGCCAGAGGUCCACAGUGCCAGCCCAAUGGCUGUGGGUAAGCCAACAAGAGGAGGUUCAGUGCUGGAGGAAGGAGAAGAGUAAACUUGAUAUUUUGCUAGGGUAAAUGUUAUUAGUUAAUGAAAGGAUUUGCACCAAAUUAUGUGGCAAAAGAGCAAAGCCGAUGAAGUGUGUGGCAAAUAUAAGUACGCCACUGACCUUUGUGGCAAAGGAGCAAAUUUCUCAAAAGAACGAUGUUCCCUUGUCAGAUGACAAUAACUUUGUAAAUCAUAUUUUGAACUAUUUAGAUAUAUUGUUUACAAAUGUAUAACAUGGACAA